AUGGCGAGCAACCCGAAAACCCCGUCGCGCUUUCGCUCGCGCAGCGAUGCAAAGACGCCCCUCACGCCAUCUCUUAUUUCGUCCUUCAAUGCGAUUUCACUUUCGCCUAAAAAACAUCCGGCUGACCUUUCCAAUCCUUUCUUAGCCCGCUCACGGCCAGCCUCGCCAGUCAAACGAGCCACGACUGGUGCUGCUGCGUUCCCCUCGUCAAGUGGUGCAACUCAUGGAGGUGUCAUCAGAAAGGGUGGCAUCGAGUCUCGCCUUGAGGUCGUUUCGCAUGACUACCACCCUCCCAAGGUCAACCAGAACGCACGUCCAGAACUCAAGCGAUCCAGGUCUACGCCAUCUACGCGUGAACGCACCCUCUCACACUCGUCUUCUCAUGGAGACCGUUUUAUCACUACCCGCGAGGACGAUGUUGCCCCCGCAUCGCUGUCGUCUACAGCCACCGCAAACCUCGCGCCCACUGCAACAUCUUCUCCCGGCCACACAGCUCGUCUCGCGAACGCGACCGGCGUGCCUCUCAAUCGGCGCGUUCUCGCUUAUCACGAGCCUCCUCCCGCCUCUAGUAAUGCUGCCUUCCUCACAACUCAACGCAACCUCGCACGGCCUCUGUACUCCCGUGCAGACCUCCCCAGCUCUAACGGUACUUUCAAGGAUAAGAGUCGCAAAGUACCCACUACACCGGAACGAGUACUCGAUGCCCCUGGCAUGGUCGAUGACUUUUAUCUUAACUUGGUUUCGUGGAGCGCACUCAAUACUGUCGGUGUUGCUCUUGGAGAAAGUACUUAUCUAUGGAGUGCCGACACAGGCGUGGUCUCCCACCUCGGAGACGCACCACAAGGCACAUACGUCGCUUCUGUCGACUUUUCCAAUGAUGGUGCCUAUCUCGGGAUUGGGCUCGGAACGGGUGCGAUUGAACUUUGGGAUGCCAGCACAAGCCAGCGUCUGCGCACGAUGCAACCCUCAGGUGAUGCCGGGGGACAAUGUGCAUCACUCGCAUGGUAUGCACAUGUCCUGACCUCUGGGCACUCGUCGGGUACCAUCCAUCAUCAUGACGUACGCGUCCCUCGCCACCUUGUUGCAUCACUCGAAGGCCAUGCAGGUGAAGUGUGCGGUCUUCGAUGGAGUUCUGGCGGUGAGGUUUUGGCAAGCGGAGGGAACGACAACGUGGUCAACCUCUGGGACGGACGUGGGGGCGACGUAGGCGCUACUACAAGGGGCGCACCAAAAUGGACGAAGCGAAACCAUACUGCAGCGGUCAAGGCCCUCGCUUUCGCACCAUGGGCCCCGCUCCUUGCAUCAGGCGGUGGGACAUCUGAUACUUGCAUCCACGUCUGGAACACAACCACUGGUGCACGGCUACAUACGUACCAGACGGGUGCUCAGGUCACUGGUGUGCACUGGGCGCGAGACCGGAAGGAGCUUGUCAGCACACACGGUUUCCCGGGGAACGCCCUCGCAGGGUGGGCGUACCCCCCGCCGUCUGGGUCGUCUGGAUCACGAACAGGGGCAGGUGCUGCCGCAGGAUCAUCAUCGAGCGCCAAGAUCUUCGAGAUUAGGGAUGCCCACGAUGCCCGCGUGCUCUUCUCAGCCUUAUCGCCCAAUGGCGAGGUCCUUGUCACUGGCGCAGGUGACGAAAAUCUCAAGUUUUGGAGGAUCUGGGAAGCGAAGGCGGCGAAGAAGAAGAGUAAGGCAAAAGAAGAGACCUCUGUGGGAAGAGGCAUUCUAUCCAUUCGAUGA
Pisolithus orientalis is the source of this 1743-nucleotide messenger RNA. Its product is annotated as WD40-repeat-containing domain protein. Gene Ontology annotation, biological process: anaphase-promoting complex-dependent catabolic process; positive regulation of ubiquitin protein ligase activity; positive regulation of anaphase-promoting complex-dependent catabolic process. Bases 1 to 1743 code for a protein of 580 amino acids. The transcript has 2 exons. The record is from RefSeq and is a predicted model, not a curated record. NCBI's taxonomy places the organism in Eukaryota, Fungi, Basidiomycota, Agaricomycetes, Boletales, Pisolithaceae. Gene Ontology annotation, cellular component: anaphase-promoting complex. Gene Ontology annotation, molecular function: ubiquitin ligase activator activity; protein binding; anaphase-promoting complex binding.